GUUGGUGAAGAGGAAGGAGGACGCACUCCUGAGUUAGUAUCCUCAGCUGCAUUCUGUUUUUAUUUCAUUUCUGAAUUCAAUUCAAGCAUAACAACCGAGUCGAAAAUCUGCUGGACUGCUACACACUUAUUUACUGAGGAACUCGACAAUCCAUAUUCUCCUCAUCUUUCUCGAGGAGGCUGCUGGUAUGAGUGUCUGUGGCAGGAAAGCGCUGACCCUGCUAAGCAGCGUGUUUGCAGUGUGUGGCCUGGGACUGCUGGGCAUAGCUGUUAGCACUGAUUACUGGCUCUACCUAGAGGAAGGGAUAAUCCUGCCCUUCAACCAGAGCACCAACAUCCACACAUGCCUACAUUCUGGCCUGUGGAGACUCUGCUUCCUGUCAGGAGAGGAGGUCGGUCGCUGCUUCACUAUAGAGUAUCUCAUGCCUAUGACUGUGCAACUGACCAGUGAAUCUACAGUCAGCGUCCUGAAGAUGAUUCGCACAGCCACCCCUUUCCCCCUGGUCAGCCUCUUUUUCAUGUUCAUCGGCUUCGUGCUCAGUAACAUCGGACACAUUCGGCCUCACCGCACCAUACUGGCCUUCGCUUCUGGAAUCUUCUUUAUCCUUUCAGGUCUCUCUCUGGUGGUGGGUCUCGUUCUUUACAUCUUCAGCAUAAAUGACGAGCUACUGAACCGAAGUAAAACUGAUGAGACUUAUUUCAACUACAAAUACGGCUGGUCUUUUGCUUUUGCUGUGAUCUCUUUCCUAUUGACAGAGAGUGCUGGCGUUAUGUCGGUCUACCUGUUCACUAAGCGCUAUACAGCUGAAGAGCUGUACAGGCCCCAUACGAACUUCUACCGUCCCCGUCUCAGCAACUGCUCUGAGCACUCUACUCAGUUCCUGCAGCACUGCCACAGUCCCUCAGACAUCUCCAGUGAGGCCUCGCUCCAGAUGAACAGCGGCUACCCAGCCCUGCACAAGAGCCCUGAGUAUGAACAAGUCUCCUCCUCACUCUGCUAAACAUAGACAGAUGGAUGGAUGUGAAGGCAGACAGGUGAUAAAUAGCUGGCUGAUUGGGUGGAUAGAUGGAAGUCAUUUGGGACAUUCUUUAUUAUAUAAUAAUGUAGAAACAUCAGAAAGUUAGAGACAUGUUAUAAUCUCCUUAAACUCUGGGGUUUGAUAUAGCGGUUUUGUUUUGUUCACCAGCAGGGGGCAGAAAAAUGAAACUGCUGACAUGCGCUUAGUGCCAGAAUUUCUAACCAACCACAAUGACUGUCUUUAUUUAUAACUGAUCAUUGACGCAUGUAGUGAAGAUAUUUCAUGUUAAACAACAAUAUAAAUAUAAUAAGGACAAGCUUCAUUACAAUGUACCUGACACCCCAACCUGUGGGUGGUAAUCAGGAACAGCUGCAGUCUGGUAUGGUGUCUGCAUUCGCUUUCCAGUUCCAUCUGCUCUCCUUCAUAAUAAGUCUGUGUGAAAAAUCUGUUAAAUUGCACUUGUGUAUGAUCUGUGCAGAGAUAAAAGAACAACAGAAACAUCUAAUUAAAACAUUAGAAAAGGUAAUCCUGGGAUUUAAUAAAGUUGUGUGCAAAUCUUUUCUUAGUCUACACCGAACUAAACAUUCUAGCUGUAUUUACAAACCUUUAAGUCAUCCCAGGCAUGACUUAAAAAUGUAAAAGCGUAUUACCAUUACACUAUUUAGUGACACACACAAAUUCUUUUCUAAAAAAAAGCAGGACAUUCAAAGAGUCGCAAACUCAGAAAGCAAAAUGAGGAAAAGUGAAAUAAAAGGAAUCUCAGAAGCAGUAGUGGAAGUUAUUUUGAUACAUGUCAAUGACCAGUUGAGAAAAAUGUAUAAUUUAGCAACAUGAGAUCCUGAAAAAGUUAUAGAAAAAGUGGUUUAGGUGUGAAUUAAGUGAACACAAAAGUGUUUAACACAAUAACUGUAGAAAAAAAGCUACAUUGUACCUGGUGAUCAGACACACCAUAUACAUCGCUUAAUAAACUACUACAUUUAAUAGUUUCCUUGUUAAUGGCUGAACAUCUCUUAAACCAGGAGGACAUGUGUCUUUAGGAAACUUAAAAAGAAGUCAGAUGGGACCCAGCACACUCGAGAUUAUAUGGCCUAAGUAAGUUAAACUCAUACCACAUCAGUCACUUAGCAUCCUUUGAAACAUAAACUCGGUUAAAUAUAUGCUAAGGAAUGGCACAAGAUUGUUCGGUCGGUGUGCCUCUGAAGUGUUGCACUACAUUGCUUACAUCCUCCGAAACAAAUCAUACCAAUCUCUAAAUAUGUUUUUUUCUUUUCUCUUAAAUAUGCACUCUAUCUUCCAGUAGCAUAAUGACAGCUGAGCCACUGCAGAAACCAGCAUAUACUCAUUUAUUAGAAUGCCAUUUCUUCUGUGUUCAUUGAAAAAACUAAAUUUUUUGUAAAAAAAAAUGUGUAAAUUAAUAGAUUUAUAGCUUAAUUCCAUUAAUUAUUAUAUUUUAAGGAAUUUUGUUUUGGUAAAUAAGGAGAUUAAUAUGAAACAAACAUGUUACACUAUUUAUUGUAGUAAAGCAAUGCGUGCAAUUAAAAUACUUACAUUUUUUGAAAAGAAUUUUUCAGAAACUUUACAAUUUUUUUGCAAAUGUUUGUUUGGAUAUUUCUUUUUGACCUUGCAAUCCAGUUCAUCCAAGAGCACUUUAAUAGAAUUUAGGUGCAGGGACUGGGCAGGAUAUCACCGACUGCUUGCCCACUAAAUAACACUUACAGAGCUUAGACAUGUGCUUCGAGUCGUUACCUUGUUGAAUGGCGAAGUUGGUUCCAGUUCGCCGCAGUCCAGACCAAAUUAAGCUUACAUUUCUAUGUUUAACUGUGAGUGUGAGGUAAUCUGCUAACAUCAUCAUCUUUCCUGUUCUCUGCUUACAUGCUAAGUUCUUCUGUUGGAGCCAAAAAUGUCAAAUUUGUACUCAACUGUCAACAGAUCUUUCUUCUUGUGUUCUUGCCUUUUACCUACAACAUACGUUUAAAAAAAAAAAAAGGUGUUUUGAAAGGCACUGUAUUUGAAUAUAUUUGUGGUCUUUGUAUUU
Molecule: messenger RNA, 3053 nt
Organism: Silurus meridionalis
Lineage: Eukaryota; Metazoa; Chordata; Actinopteri; Siluriformes; Siluridae
Gene: cacng5b
Product: calcium channel, voltage-dependent, gamma subunit 5b
Exons: 6
Coding region: 188-1000 (270 amino acids)
Biological process (GO): regulation of AMPA receptor activity; calcium ion transport; transmission of nerve impulse
Cellular component (GO): AMPA glutamate receptor complex; postsynaptic density membrane
Molecular function (GO): voltage-gated calcium channel activity; channel regulator activity
Source: RefSeq, a predicted model, not a curated record